AAGAACUCACCCGACUAAAAUCUGAGUUCCUUUCAGUCUCUUCACUUUCGGAAAUAAUAAAUCAAAAUGGCAGACGUUGAGCCAACGGUCCCAACACCCGCCCCGGCCGUCAGUUCUUCACCAGCGCCUAAGUGUACCCCAGUGGCCGCCGAACCAUCGAUUGCAAACACUACCCCAAAGGAGACACCUGCGGUCCAGAAGCAGGUUUCAUCUACUCCUGCUCCUGCAACGAUAACUGUGAACAAGCCGCCAACUUCGAGAUCAGCCCCGGCUCCAAAGUCCACAAAUGGAACUCCAGAGCGGACAACACCAUCUUCGACCACCCCCACUAGCAAGCCGUCAACAACCAUGGCUACAAUGAGUAAGCCUGUUGCCAAAACAGCAACAUCUUCGAUAUCUGGCCUAGGAAUUUCUCCAAAGCCAGCUGCUUCAACACCUGCCACCAAAUCAAGUGCACCAGCUUCCUCGGCGGCAAAAGUCGCAUCUUCGGUGAGUACUCCGGCGAAGGCACCUGGUGCUCCACUAGUUUCCAAGUCCGUACCAACAAAGUUGUCAACGACCACACCAAAGGCGGUAGCUGCGAAAGAACCUAUUCAAGCCGCUGCAACCCCGCCCGUACCCCUCAACGCAGCAGACAAGACUAUCAAAGCCAUUGACGGUGGGAUCAAAGUUAUUGAAAAACUAGGAGGCUUCAUGGGAGCUUUGGGAAACCUUUUAAGUGAUGACGAUGACAAGCCAAAGGCUCCAGUGGCAGAUCCAAAGAGCGUUACUUCUGCUUCGGCAGCGGUGAAACCGACAACUGCAAUUUCCAAAUCUCCUGCAGUACUGGCCAAGACUGUCUCGAAACCAACUGGCGUCCCUGGCACAGCCCCAGCAACAUUAACCACAAGGAGUAUCACUCCUACAGAAGCAAAGCCUCAGCAAGCCCCCGCACCUGUCUCAGAGGCACCAGUUCAGGCUCCAAGAGCUCCCGUGGCUGCAUUCUCCAACCCGGCGAGCCCUCCUCCAGUUGCUGCACCUCUUCACCCUCAGGAAAGAAGCCAUGAUACAUCACAGACAAGCAACUAUCAGGUGCAAGAAAUGGCAAUUUCGGAAUACGGAGGUAUCAGCAAAGAGCUUGAUGAGCAAAUUCACGGCCACCGGGGCGCUCCAGCUGGCGAGGAUGGAGGUCAUGAUUUUGCGGUUGGUGGGAGUGGGCACAAUGAAAGUCAACACCAGGAAGGCGCUGGUCAAGAGCCGAUGCACGAGUUUGGAAACGAGGAGGAAGGCUCCAACAGUUUCAAUCAUGAGGGAGGAGAGUACAAUGAGGUGCAAGAUGAUGGAACUGAUGAUGAGCCUGCGCACACUUAUCAGAAUGAGGAUGAGGGAAAACAAGGAGAUGGUGAAGAAGAGCCACAGGAUCUCAUUCAAGAGGAGCAAGACCCAGAAAGUGGAGAGAACGAGAAUGGAGGAGGUGCUGAGGAUGGGGAGUAUGAGGGUGGAGAGAAUGAAGUCGGGCUGUAUGAGGGAGGCGAUCAAGAAGGAAGCGAGCAGCAAGGCGAGGAGCAAGAUGACAACGGCGGAGAGUAUAACAUUGGAGGCGAAAAUGAGAAUGGAGAAGAGGAUAAUAACAGUGAUGGGGAGGACGACGAGUAGUUUCCCUACUCACUGCCGCUUUCCUAGCAAGUUCAGGUCUAAGUAACAGCAAAGUAUUAACGAACUUCAUCAAUUCCAUACUUUCUAAAAAUUGACAGUGGCAACUUGCAGCUCAGGGUCGCAUCCUCAAACCAGC
Hyaloscypha bicolor E is the source of this 1771-nucleotide messenger RNA. RefSeq lists its product as uncharacterized. The record is from RefSeq and is a predicted model, not a curated record. The transcript has 2 exons. The coding region runs from base 67 to 1635 and encodes 522 amino acids. NCBI's taxonomy places the organism in Eukaryota, Fungi, Ascomycota, Leotiomycetes, Helotiales, Hyaloscyphaceae.